AUGUGUGGGACUUGCGUUCCUGGUUUCUCUUUCAAGAUGACACCUUGGCACUCCAUCUAUGCGUCAGCCUCAGACAUUGGAAAAGACUCUAGCACAAGCCAGUCUUUUACUAAGGGGAGCGUUUCCGAAGACGACGUUUUCUCGAGCAACGAGUCCUUCCUGCCCCAUGGCCAUGGUAAUGAACGUCGAACCGAGACUGAGGUCGGUCUUGUUGUCCGAAAUCCUCCUUACGUCGACCCGCAAGUCAUCUACUCUCCAAAAGCCUGCGUUUUUAUUGCCAAUUUGUCCAAGUUUGUUGACGACGCGACCUUGAAGGCCGAGGUCACCAAGCUCUUCAGCGAGUAUGGAGAAUGCUUUACCAAGAUCAAGCGAGAUCACAAAAACACCCCUAUCGCAUUCUGCCAGUUCACACAAAUCGCCCACGCAAACAUGGCUCAUAUACACGGUCACGGACGUAUCAUUAUUGAUCGCGGUUGUAGAGUUGAGAUGGUCAGGGGAAACCUGACCUUUCUCGUCUGGAAGCGCUCCGGAGAGCGCACCUUGCUGAAGGAAGCCAAUUCUCUACUGGAACCCUACGGUGCGAUUUCUAAGGUGGAGAAUCUGGAGAAGGAGGUCCAAGACCUCUACUUUCUCCCGCUCUCGGUGAUUGUCGAGUACGAGAUGUUCGACGCUCGCCGGGAUGUUCUCGGAUCCAUGAAAGGCCACCCUGUGUUUAUGGUGAAUUUGCUUUCAACUGUGCUCUCGACACGCCCUCCUAGCAAAGAACAACACAAAUUGGAGAUGGAAGAUCAAGCAGAGUUGGAGCAAUACUACAAGGAUUCUCGGUCCAUCUACGUUGGAAACUUGCCUCCUUGCGCCAACGAGGAUCUUGUUCGCCUCAUCACCACCCCCUGUGGCGUAGUGUUGAGCAUCCAGAUGAAGCAGGUUACUUCCACCAGCGGGGCCGUCUUCCGCCAUGCUUUUGUCGAGUUCGACAAUACUGAAUCCCCCAACAUGGCUGUGCAGUAUUGCCACGGCCGAGUGGUCGAAGGGUACCCAAUCAGGGUUCAGAACAAAAAGCGCAAACUCCCAAACACUCCUCAGCGAACUCCCUCUGGAGCCACGACUCCCGCUAGCUCCUUGCAUCAGCACGGAAGAUCUUUUCAUCGCAGUGCAUCGUCCAACUCCAGCUUUCCUCGCCACCCUCGCCACCAUCGCCAGCAAUCGGUUGUCGAUCCUUGGUUGACGUCGUCGAGAGCCAUGACUCUUCGAGCUCCGACUGGCCCGUCUGCGGGAACCAGGUAUCUUACGAAUGCACCCUCGCAAGUCACUUCUCAGCCUCUAGCGGGUGGCCAUACUCACGUUGAGCAACCUGUCACUCGGGCCUUGCCCCAGAUCGAUGGCCCUCAGGCUCACCCCCAGCCGGCCGUCACUCAAGACUGUUCUGAGCAAGUCGCUGCUCAAGCCUGCCCUCAGCCAGCUGAUACUCAAGCCCACUCUGAGCGAGAGCGAGUUGCUACUCAGACCCGCUCCGAGCCAGUCGUGCCUGAAGCCCACACUCAGCCAGCCGAUUCACAGGCGUCUCGCCCCGCUGCUAUCCGAGGGUAUCCUCAACCUUCAGCUACUCGAUCAUUCUCCUCCGUCGCUGAACUGGCUGCCGAUCGUGCCGAGCAAGCUGCUGAGCGUGCCGAAAACAUGAAACUCCGUCGCGCGACUUCUUUGAACAUCCUGGAUACCCACCCAGAGGCAUCGGAGGAUGGUUCGCUGUCUCCUGGCAACGGUGACGAGUCUUCCGAUGACUAUUCUACCUCGCCUGAGAAGCCCGCCGAGACCUUCGAGAAUGAGGCCAAGAGUUCCGGGAAUGUGACCGAGCGGGGUACCAAGACUGUCAACAGCGAAGCCAUCGUCACUGAAAACGGCUCGCAGCCCGUCUUUGAUCCCACAUCGCUGGUUGUCGCCCACCCACCCCAGCAGUUCAUGCAGAUGGGGCAGCAAUCCCAGCCCUUCGUCAACCCCGGCUACACCAACGCUGAUAUGCAAAUGCAAUCCUACAUGCCGCCUCCCAUGGUGCACCAGAACAUGCCGAAUGGUAUGGCCCACAUGAACAACAACCAGGGAGUCCAGGGACACAUGAACAACAACCAGGGAUACAUGAACAACAACCAGGGACACAUGAGCCUCACUCAAGGACACAUGAACAACAACCAGGGAGACAUCAACCACACUCAGGGACCCAUGAACAACACUCAGGCACACAUGUACAAUGCCAUGGCAAACAUGCACAACGCCCAGGCUCCCAUGUACAAUGCUCAAGGACAAAUGCUUAAUGCUAUGCCGCAGCAGAUGCACACACAGCCAAACACCUUCUUUCCGCCACAGGGUAUGACCAAUGCGAUGCCACCUAUGCAUCAACAGGCGAACCCUUAUCCGGUCCAGCAAUACCCACCCCAGGGUAUGCAGAUGCCCAAUGCCAUGGCACAGGGUAUGGCACCAAACAUGUCUUUCGGGUAUCCCCAGAACCAAUUCCAGCAGCACGCGCCUUUGCAGUCGGCUCAUCACCAGCUGCCUCCUUAUCCCCAGUCGAUCCAGUAUCAGACUCCUCACCAGGGCUUCACCCACAACGCCCUCGGGGGGCAGAUGCACCACUCGACCGUCCCAAGCAUUCCACUUGAGACACCAACUGCCGGGCCAAUGCCUGGGCAGAUCCAGGGUCAAGGCCAGAGCGGCACUCAGCAGCAGGCGGCUACCGUCGCCAAGGAAGCCAACUGA
Ilyonectria robusta is the source of this 2748-nucleotide messenger RNA. RefSeq lists its product as uncharacterized. Gene Ontology annotation, molecular function: mRNA binding. The record is from RefSeq and is a predicted model, not a curated record. Gene Ontology annotation, cellular component: cytosol. The transcript has 9 exons. Lineage: Eukaryota; Fungi; Ascomycota; Sordariomycetes; Hypocreales; Nectriaceae. The coding region runs from base 1 to 2748 and encodes 915 amino acids.